AUUAUUUUUAAAUUGUGUAAUACUUGAAUUAUUUUUGUGUUUAAAUUGUUGAUAGAGUGAUUUUAUAUAAUAGUUUUUAAAUUACUGCCAAAUAAAAGUGAUAAAACACAAUGUAAUGCUAUAAUGAAAUAUCUAAAAUUCGCCACAUAUUUCCAAAUCCUAUAAAAGAUUUGCAACUAUUUGACAAAUUGCUGGACUAUAUUAACGACGCUAAUCUGAAUAAUAUGGAUCUUUUGGUUAUACAUAAAUCUAAAAGAAUUUGUAAUUGACAUUUUGAACCUAUAUGCUUCGACAACGUCUCAUCGACUACACAUAAAUGCUAUUCCUAUGAUGUAUUAGAAUGAUAAAACAAUAAAUGCCAAUAUCAAUGUACCAUCUACAUCCAAUGGUAUACUAUCAACAACAGCUAAUUUACUAUUAACACUGCCAGACAUUAGGUUCUUCCACUCCAAGCACAUUUAAACUAGUAAAAGUGAUGGAAUUAUGAGAACUCCACCGGAGAUUUUAGAAAAAGCUCAAGCUGCCACACAUAAUUUGUUACCGCUAAAAUCCAAAGAAAAUCAUUUUCGGAGAAUGUUGAAGCCAUCUUCUCUAUGGGCCAUUUAUUUGAUGAUAAGAACUUCACUAAACAUUAAUAAUAUUAACAUAGCAAAUUAUCCAAAACUAAUAGCCCUACUGAAGGGGAAAUCGGAUGGUUUUAGAAGUAAAAAAUCGAAAAUCCUUUCUACAGAACAAAUUUCUGAAAGAUGCCCCAGACGAUAAACAUUUAUUGUCAAAGGUUAUCCUCACUUAUGGAUUAAACGGGACUUGCUGUAAACAAGAACUUAGAAAUAUAAAAAUGGAACACAUUCAGGACACGAGAACAUCCUUUAUAAUUGAUAUUCUAGAUUCUAAAACUAAAACGAGACGUUCAUUUAUAGUACCAGAAACGUUUUAUAUCACAUGUCAAAAAUACAUGUAUUUGCGUCCUGCUGAAAUGGAACUUCCUUUAUUUCUUAAUGACAGAAAUGGAAAAUGCAUAAAACAGGUUGUGGGGAUAAACACAAUUCGUAGUAUAUCACGUAAAAUUGCUGAAUAUCUUGAGCUGCCUGAAAGCAAUAUACCGGCUAUUGUUUCAGCCAUUAUGUUAGUUGAUGCAGGAGGUGAUAUGCUAUCAUUAAAACGAUUUGGUGGCUGGCAAUCUUUUACAGUAGCGGAAGGCUAUGUGAAUCAAUCUCUUGAAAAUAAAAAUGACUACGUAUUACGAAUAUCGGAGGCAAUUACCAAUUAUUAAACUUCAACUUCUGAUUUAUCGAGCAGUACCACAAUUAUAAAUAACCGUUCAUCACCAUUAAAUAAUAAGGCACAAUCG
Molecule: messenger RNA, 1351 nt
Organism: Diorhabda sublineata
Lineage: Eukaryota; Metazoa; Arthropoda; Insecta; Coleoptera; Chrysomelidae
Exons: 4
Coding region: 692-1273 (193 amino acids)
Biological process (GO): DNA integration; DNA recombination
Molecular function (GO): DNA binding
Source: RefSeq, a predicted model, not a curated record